Messenger RNA from Chenopodium quinoa (quinoa), 2312 nucleotides. RefSeq lists its product as uncharacterized. NCBI's taxonomy places the organism in Eukaryota, Viridiplantae, Streptophyta, Magnoliopsida, Caryophyllales, Amaranthaceae. Gene Ontology annotation, molecular function: protein binding. The transcript is spliced from 5 exons. The record is from RefSeq and is a predicted model, not a curated record. Bases 643 to 2097 code for a protein of 484 amino acids.
UAGCAUCUAACAACUUUUAUACGUAGAAAAAUGAGUGCUUGUAAUAAUCUAUGAUUCUUUUUUUUUUUUUAAUUAAAACUACGGAGUAGUACUUUGUGUAUACAAAAUAGUGACAAAAAAAAAUAAAAUAAUAUAUUACAGUCAUUAAAAAAAUACGGAGUAAUAAAUUCCACUCUUUCUCUCUCCAUUUAUGUCUCUCCAUCAUCCAUAUUCCCCUGACAAUCUCUCUCUAAUUUCUCUCUCUACAAUUUUCGCUCUUUCAUUCAAUUUUCAAAGUUUCUCAUAAAAAUAUAAAAAAUCAAAAAGUAAAAAUUAUUCAUUUUCUCAAAUAGAAUCUAUCAACCCCAUGUCUUACGCUCACUUAUCCUUCCUAAAAAUUUUACUGUAUUAAAAUCAUCAAAUUCCAAAAAUAGGAAAUUUGAAAAAAAAAAAACCAUUACUUUUUUUUUAAAAGCAAAACCGGAAAUUCUACCGGAAAACCGCUCUCAUUGAGCCUGAAAACCGCUUUUCUACCCAGAAAACGGAAUCCCUUUACAAUUUGAAACCAUUUUCUGGGUUUCUGCGUAAUCUGUUUGAUAAUUUAGAGUUAUUUUGAUCUGGGGUUUCUAGAAAAUUCUAGAAAGUAGUGGAUGCUAAGGUUAAAUGGUGGAGGAAAGAGGGGAUGAUAAGGUGAGAUGGGGUACAUGGGAAGAAUUGAUCUUAGGUGGGGCUGUUCUUAGACAUGGUUCUCACAAUUGGGAUGCUGUUGCUUCGGAGCUCCAAACCCGUUCUCUUUACCCUUACUUUUUUACUCCUAGGGUGUGCAAAGCUAAAUUUAAGGUGCUGCAAGAGUGUUAUUCUGACUGUUCUGCUUGGUUUGAAGAGUUGCGGAAAAAGCGUGUAAAUGAAUUACGUAGAGAGUUGGAGAAAUCAGAGGAAUCAAUUGGCUCUUUAGAAACAAAACUUGAAACUUUGAAAUCUGAGAAAGCAGUGUGUAGUUAUGCUGAUCUUGGCUGUAGUGCAGCUGAGUCUUUGGAACCUUUAGUCAAAUCAGGAGAAAAUGAAUCAUCUGGUAAAGACGUAUCCCGGGAUGGGUCAUCUGCUGGUAGUUUCACUCAGGAAACCCGGGAAAAUUCGAUACCACAGUGCCAAGCUGCUGCUACUGAAGCAUCAGUAGAGAAGAGAGAGAGAAAGCCUGUGGUUUUGGAGCCAUGUAUAAGGUUAGAGAAGUUUCCUGGUAUAGACAAAAUAGCGGAAACCAUGCUCUUGGAGCAUGGAGUACACAUCAAGAAGAAAAGAGGGAAGAGGAGAAGAAAGGAGAUGAACAAGGACGGAAAGGGUGGAAGUGUUGGAGAAAAUAACUUGAGGUGUUCACCUGAUAUAAUGAUAACUGUAGCUAACGAAAAAGUGACAAAAGGCAAUGUCCAGCCUGUAAUAGCUCCCGAUGCAAAUGUUCAGAAUCCAUGUACGAGUGAGCAGGGAAUGGAUGAAUUUGUAAAGAUCUUAGAUUCUAUAAUGGAGAAUGAACAUGCCUCUGUGUUCAGGCGCCGACUAGAUAGCCAGAAGAGAGCUAGAUAUAAGAGGAUCAUACGACAGCACAUGGAUCUUGACACAAUCAGAUCAAGAAUCGCCAACAAAAGCAUCACAUCAAUAAUUGAACUUCUGCGGGACUUGUUGCUUCUUGCCAACAACGCUCUAGUUUUCUACUCCAAGUGUACAAGAGAAUACAAAUGUGCAUUAGUAUUUAGAGACCUAGUUACUAAGACGUUACAUCAACAUUAUAAAGUGACCGGCAACAAGUUUGGUGCUGCAGAAACUCCGAAUACACCAAUGCACAAACCAACAGCAAAACCAAGAAGUGCUCGGCCCUUCAACAGCAAGAUUUUGAACCAGCCAGUGAUUGCGGUAAAUAAUGCUCAGGGUACGUCUAUUGUUGUUGCUCGCAAAGUGUCUGGUCAACCUCCUGGCAUUGUGGGUUCACCAUCCUCUGCAGAAUCAGCUGCUUUAACAAAGAAAAUUCAGGGAAAGCGAGGGAAAGUUGGGCGUGUUAGACGGGGUAAUGCUGGUAUACAAGCUGAAACUCCCAUGAAGGUGAGAAAGAGAGCUAGAGUCAAGUAGACGGGCUAGAAAGUAUGUAGGAACAUAGCUUUUUUUUUCUUCUCGCCCUCCUAACUUCCCCUAUCCUCUGUGCUCAGUGUUAGUUCUCACCUUAACUCAACUUUUGUUGCAAACGAUCCCUCCUUUUGUAGUUGUAAACGACUAACUAACCAAAAGAUGUACAGCCUUAUGAUAAGAGCAAUAGUUAUGGUAGAUUCAUUGUGUUUCUCCUUUUA